AUGGCACGUGAAGUCAGGCGAGGAAGAAGGCAGGCGGGGAACGCGCAGAGUCAAGGGAGGGAGACGACGAAGCAGGACCAAGACGUGAAGCGAUCCAAGAGAAAGCCGAACAGUGCGGAGAGAGUUGAUGGCACAUCAAGAAAGCAGCAGAGAAAAUCAGGAAAUUCAUCCAUUGCCAGAAAGUCACGCAAUGCUGCGGUCAUGAGUCCGUACAAACGAGGGAUGAAGGAGGAUGAAGAUGGGGCUCGCUACGAAGGUCGUUUCAAAGAUGGGAUGCUGGAAGGGCGAGGAACCAUCUAUUUCCCGGACGGGGGAUGGCAACAGGGUAUCUGGAGGGAUGGGCAGAUGGAGGGAGAGGGGGAAUACGUAGACGAUGAGGGUUACAGGAUACACGGCUGCUGGAAAGAUGGAUUACUGAACGGACCUGGGCAAGAAGUUGCUCCUGGGGGAUUUCUUGUCUACCAGGGAGAAUUCAAGGACGGUGUCAGAAAUGGGAUGGGGACGUUGAACUUUCUGGAUGGUGGACGGGUGUACGGCUCGUGGGUCAACGGAGAGCUUCAUGGUCAGGCUGAAUACUGGUAUCCAGAUGGAAAAUCAGGAUUGAAUGGAGUGUGGAAGCAUGGAGACAUGAAAGAGGCAAAGUACUUCGGAAAGACUCCAGAUUCUCCUCCUCUUCACUGGCCAGAAAAGGACUGGCGGUCGCUGAUCUACUGCUGCGACGAAUCCACACAAGAAAGCAUUUCUUCCAGUCCUCUGCUGCCCGAUCCCUACGAGGCUGAGCGAUGCAGGGUUGGUACGUCAAGCCUGUGCGGUACCAAGGAUGAGGGGGUGGCAGGCGGAAACGAAGCGGGAGAAGGGUUGUUUCUGAGAACAAGCGCACAAGAGGGAGAGCUCUUGUCAUUCUACAACGGCAUCCGGUACCCUCAUGCUGUGGUGGACAAGAGAGCUUGGAAAAUGAAUGGGAAUUGUAUCUCUUUGGACGAGGAGUUUGCCAUCGACGUCCCUCCGGAGCACUCGAGCAUCGACCGAUACUGCGCGAGUCUGGGCCACAAGGCUAAUCACAGUUUCCAACCCAACGCCGAGUACGCGCCAUGUUUUCACCCUCGCUUUGGGCACAUUAAAUGCAUACGGGCGCUUCGGAGAAUGGAGGCGGGUGAAGAAGUCCUUGUGCACUACGGAUACACCAACCAGAUGCCCAGGUGGUACCUCCAGAUCAAACGAGCACAUGAGGUCAUUCGUUGA
Messenger RNA from Guillardia theta CCMP2712, 1242 nucleotides. RefSeq lists its product as hypothetical. The coding region runs from base 1 to 1242 and encodes 413 amino acids. Gene Ontology annotation, molecular function: protein binding; histone H3K4 monomethyltransferase activity. Gene Ontology annotation, biological process: regulation of DNA-templated transcription. The record is from RefSeq and is a predicted model, not a curated record. Lineage: Eukaryota; Cryptophyceae; Pyrenomonadales; Geminigeraceae. Gene Ontology annotation, cellular component: chromosome. The transcript is spliced from 16 exons.